Molecule: messenger RNA, 2910 nt
Organism: Endocarpon pusillum Z07020
Lineage: Eukaryota; Fungi; Ascomycota; Eurotiomycetes; Verrucariales; Verrucariaceae
Exons: 1
Coding region: 1-2910 (969 amino acids)
Molecular function (GO): protein binding
Source: RefSeq, a predicted model, not a curated record
AUGGCAGGAGCUGGUCGCUCAGAUGACAUUGACUCUGAUGGCACUCUUCGCGAUAUACUUGCAGACCUCGUCAGCACCCAAGUGGAAUCCUCCACUCGCUCACCUCCUCCGCAGGCCGAUUCGUCGUGGAUUCUGCCCCCAUAUUCUCCCCUUCCUCCACAUGCCGCUUCCAAUUCCCCCCGCUUGCCGCCCUCGCCUAUGCCGCGGACCAGCUCUGCUUCACGACCUGCUCAGCAACAGAUAGCCGCAUCGACCAGUCAUUUGCCUGCUCCGUCCCCAGCUAGUGAUACUACUCCACAGUCAUCAUUGUUCAAUACUCCUUCAAGGUCAAUAUUCUCAUCGGGACCGCCCACAGCCUCGGUGUCUGCCAACACUGCCCAGGCGUCGUUAAGUUCAGCUGGCCCUUCCAGCAGUUCGAGACCGCUUGCUGCCUUAUCUGCGACCAAUGCGGGUUCCAGCCGCAGGAACCCAUCUAGAUCAAGUGAUCCUCCACCCGUUCCUGUGCCGAUCAGGCGGCGUAAUCUGCAAAAAGAUGUGGAUGACCCUUCGACGACCCAAUUCACCACCAAUGAUAGUCCGCAGAACAACACGUCCACGACAUUAUCAAAGCUUUUUGCUGCGGAUAAUGGGACGCCUCAAAGUAUGUCAAGAGACGUAUCGUAUUUCAGGAGCUUGAGCAGUCCGAAAAGUUAUGGCGAUGUCUCGACUCUGUCUGGGCACCUUCUGCAACGAGGGCUAUUAGAUGGGCGUUACUCGGAUAUCACGAUCCAUGCUUUCGGAAGUAGCUAUAGGCUCCAUCGCCUCUUGCUCGACCGCGUGCCAUUCUUCUCCUCUGCCUUUUCAGGGCCUUGGGCGGAAAGCUCGGCUAGGGAAAUGACACUCCACCCCGAAGACAUCGAUUCCAACAUUACCAAAGCCGCCUUCGAGCUUGCUCUGAAGCGCGUCUACGGCUGCUAUCUCCCUGCUGACGAAGAGCAGGAGGCUGUCGGACUCUUUGCAACCAGCUGUUGGCUGGACAUGUCAAAUAUGGUCGAUUCAAGUGUAGACAUAUUGCUACGCCAGAUGCAGCCAUCAAAGCUGGACUCGCUGAUCAAGUUGGUAACGAGCAAUUAUUACGGCAAGGCUGGAGAUCGUAUACUAGCAUCAGCGAAAGCAAUGUUAUGCCGGGAAGGUUGGGAGAUGGCCUACGAGUAUUGGGACAACAUUCCUUCCGAGAUCGUUCGGGAAGUCGUUGGGGGCGACCCAUUUUUUGUUCCGGGAGAGUGGGAGAGGUGGUACCUUGCCUUAAGGCUUCUCAACCGGCGGUUAAAGGCGCGGGCCAUCGAGGCUGGCUUGAUUUCUGCCAGUGGAAGAUACCUGCAACCGAAGCCAACCACGCUCAAUUUCUUUGCUGUCCGCUUUGAUACGACGUAUCGAAGGGAUCUAAUGAUUUCUGGCCGUGGCAGUGCUGAUAAGGACGAGUCAUGGAUUGGACUAUAUACGUCGCCCGAUAUAGCUCCUCUGCUCGUCCUGCUUGAUGAGGGAAUCCACUAUGUGCACUUACGGUUCGAGCAGUUACAGCGCAUCCGACAGCAGAAGGAUAUAUUUGCUGUGCCUGUACUGCCCGAAAAGGUAAUCUCUGAUGCGCUGUGGAUGUCCAUGGAACUUCGGCAGCGGGUAGUCAAUUCACAGGAGGGCGAAAUGGAACUGGGACUCAGCAAGGAAGCCGAACAGCAGGAUGAGGAGGAAUAUCACUCCUCCAGAGAGGUCGAAUGCAGCUCCAGAAAAGGAAAGCAGCCAGAGUCUCACAUGCAGCAAGAGCUAGAGAUGGAGUCCGGCAGUUGGGAUGGUAAUGGAAGGCCCAGAAAGUUUUGGAUACCUACCAGUGAUUCCUCAAGCGUCAUGGGCGGUGCUAGCGAAACAUAUCUCACGGCAACAUCAAACGGAGGUAGUGGUUGGAGCCCACACAUGUCUCGUUUAUCUGCUAGUCUAGAACCGGCUGACGUGCAAUGGGCCAUGGAUUUUACAGCCAGUGGAGGCGACGGACCGCCGGGUACGUCCCACAGCAACCACAACGACAGAUCCAGCAUUCCACGAUACAGCCACUACCCACCAUUCCGAUUCUCUGCCGAGUUCCCAAAUCCGCGAACACUGAAAGAGAAGAAACGGGUCUACUCUCAAACCGUGUGGUACGCUGGCAGUAUGUGGAAUUUGUACAUACAGCGGGUCAAUACAUCCAAGAACCAACAGCUCGGGAUCUACCUUCAUCGCGCCAAGGACAAAGAGCCGUCGGAUGAUCCACUGGCACUCCUCGCUUCUGCCACAGUGGACGACCGCAUCGGUCAUCUCGAGCGAGAGAUGCUGAUGCGCAGGAACAACGAGCGAAGGCAUCAAUCAUGGCGCUCGUCGAACACGACAGUCGGGCCGGAAGGUGAAAUGGAAGACGACGUCAGUGUAUCUGGGGACAAUGAUGCUUCACUUGUGGGGGAAGUCGAAUCAGCGGCACGAAGAGAUGGAGGCAUGUCUGGCAGGCCUGUCACUCUUGCCAGGGCGCAGAAGACAUCUCAAACUCCCGAUAGCGGUGCGCCGGCGUCUCUGUCACAACGACAAGCGGCUUCUCAUGUUAUCGAUUCCGAGGAAGAGGAUGAAGAGCGAUUCAAGACGGGCAAGAAGUUCAACGUGUCGGCUAUGCCGCCAUACGUGGAUGCUCGCCCAACGAUCAAGACGUAUUUCAAAAUCUACUCGCCUAGCAGAGCAGGACGGAUGCUCAGUGUUUAUGAAAGCGCGCCCGACAAGUUUAAUUUCAGCCAAAGCUGGGGGUGGAAGAGCAGUCAGAUGGUGCUGGAGGAUGGGAUCACCGGCUUGGAUGGCAUGGCCAAGAGUGGAAAGGAUGGCAAGUUGCGCUACAUGGUCGUUAUUGGUAAUGUUUGA